CCGCCAUGUUUUCCCUCCGCGGAGCAGCGUUGCGACAGAGACGCAGAACUCGAACGACAUGAAUGUAGAAAAUAAUCUUACGGCAGAAACAGAGCAAACGAAGAACGGCACCGAGACAAUCACCAUCCAGACCACGCUGGGAGACGAAGAUGAGGACGUGCACCGGUGCGGACGCUGUCAGUCCGAGUUCUCCACGUUGGAAGCUUUCAUCCAGCACAAGCUGCACCAGGGCUGCCGGCGGGAGGAGAGCGGCGGAGGCGACGACAACAACCAGGAGGUUACUGCCACCGUCGGGACCCCUUCCCCUGAGGUGAAAACAGCUGAAGGUGCAUCCUCGGAUGAGCCAGAGAAGACCACUCAAGAUGAAACCGGCGGUCUGCUGGGUCGAGGUCGCAGGAAAAGAACAGCUUCCCUUAAAGUCACUGACCUGUCAGAUGGGGCCGAAGAAUCCAUAUCUGAUAAUGCCGACAGUGACAAGCUUGUUUACAAAGUCAGCCAAGAUGGACGCUACAUUUGCCAACUGUGUGAAAAGACAUUUAAAACAACAAACAUCUUGAGAACUCACAUGAAAACACACAGUGACCAGAAGAACUUCUCAUGUGACCUGUGUGGAACCUCCUUUCGUACCAAAGGCUCCCUGAUUCGCCACAACCGUCGUCACACUGAUGAGCGGCCAUAUCGCUGCACCCUCUGUGGUCAGUCCUUCAGAGAGUCGGGGGCCCUCACUAGACACCUGAAGGCCCUCACACCCUGCACAGAGAAGAUCCGCUUCGUUCAGUACAAGGAGAUCCUGGUCAGCAAAGAUGGAGCACAGAAAGGUGUUGAAGCUGAUCAUGCUGCAGGGGCUGGCCAGCAGGAGGUGGUGGUUGUGGAGCAGCAGCCAGAGGAGCAGGAGAUGGUGGAGGCUCAGACUGCUGUCGUCAGCGUGGUAGAGGCUGGUUCCCAAGAGGUUCUGCAUCAGGUCCACUUCACAAUGGAGGUGGAUGGAACGACGCAGGAGCAACAGGUGGUGGUGGAGCAGUCUCAGGCUGAAGCGCUGGCUGCAGCUGCAGCAGCAGGCGACAACCUCAUCUGUCAGGCCAUCAUCAACUCUGGUAUUGCACUGGAGACGGAGGAAACAGUAGUUGAGGAGAUCUCCGAGGAAACUGAGGAGAUGGAAAAAAUGGUCUCUGACUGUCCUGAUGUUGAUGAGGGGGUCACAGAGAUCCAGGUUAAAGAGGAGUUUGUAGAGAGGGAGACAGAGGAAACCGAAGAUGGAGACAGUCAUGUGCCAAAAUUGUACUCGUGUCCACAUUGUAAUCGCUCCUUCAAGGGAAUAAACUACUUCCGUUUUCAUGUCAAGGGCCAUUUGGGUUAUAAGCCCUUCAAGUGCACACUCUGCCAAAAAGAGUUUCUGACUGGUUACCUGCUGAAGAAACACAUGGAAGUUCACGUCAGUGAGAGGAGAUACAAGUGUGGCGAGUGUGGUAAGCUGUACAAAACUGUAGGACACGUACGUGAGCACAUGAGGGCCCACUCGGACGAAAGACCCUACAACUGUGGCAGAUGCAGCAAAGGAUACAAAACCAAGAAUGCCUUGCAGGUGCAUCAGCGGACUCAUGGUGAGGACAAACCCUAUGUGUGUCAAUUCUGCUUGAGAGGCUUCAGGGAGAAAGGUUCUCUGGUGCGACACAUUCGCCAUCACACCGGAGAGAAGCCCUUUAAAUGCCAAAAGUGUGGACGGGGUUUUGCUGAGCACGGAACCCUCAAUCGUCACAUGCGUGCUAAAGGAGGCUGCCAUAACGACGACUCCUGUGAGUCGCAGGUCGAAGUAACUGAGGAGCAGACGUCAGUGGACAGCCUCGCUACAGCAGCCAUCAUCUCAGAGGACCCUCAUGCUGUCCUGGUGGAGUUCUCCUCUGUGGUGGCAGACACACAGGAGUACAUCAUCAAGACUCAAACGGACGAGGAAGUGCACGAGGAGGAAGUUACACUCAUCCAAGACGGCCAAAAUGAGAUGGGAAACCACAUCAUGAAAGUGGUGCAGCGGAUUGUCAACCAGUCCCGCAGCGCCGGCGGCACGGGCAGCCAUCAGAUCAUUGUGCGUAACGUGGCGGGGGACGAGGAGGGCCCGACCAUCUCCGACUGUGGGGACACCAUCACCAUCGCUACGCCCGAGAGCCUGACGGAGCAGGUGGCCAUGACACUGGCCUCCGCCAUCAGCGACGGCACGCUGCUGGCCGCGACGGAGACUGUGGAGACGGCAGACGGAACAGUUACUAUGGUUACCAGCGAGGAAGCAGGGGAGGAGGGAAUAGAAGUGGUGCAGCAGCAGGAGGAAUAUGUCAUCACCACCCCAGAGGACGUGGAGAUUCAAACUGUCAUCGUAUGAUGGAGGAGGACACAGACUAUGGACUGUCGCAUUUGGGCUCGACUGUACCCGGGUAGCAGAUUACUGUAUUUUACUUUGUAGGAGCUUCAUGUGUGAUAUUAAAACACAUGAUAACAGAGGCCAAAGUAGAUAGAAAAACCGUGUCCAAUGUGGACUAGCUCUCUCAUGUGUUUUGAUUUUUGAUUGGUUUACUGAAAUGAAGCACUGCAUACAAUCUACUAGCUAAUUGAACUCAUAGGUGCAGACAGCUUAAAAGAAUAACUAGAUUAAUUGUGUGACGUUUUCAUUCUGAAUGCCUGAACAGUUUUAUAUUUAAUUAUAUUUGCUAUUUCAAACGUUCAGUUUCCUUUUCCUAUACUGCCUUAUAUGGCCUGAUUUCAUUGCAGUUCUCUCAUGUGCUCUCUGUUGUCCUGGUCGGCUUCAGUUUUUCUAAACUCCACAUCUCGUGGAGCCCUCAAAAGUCCGAUCAUCCUAAACUGUGCGCAUGUUCCUGCCCGUCUGAGGACGUUCAGGGACACAACCAAUCCCCCAUAUUACAGUGUUGCACUUCUAAGAUGGUCAAUCGUGAUAAUGCAUCUUUAAGCAUGACAGAUACGCCGGUAAACGUGAAAAUGUGUUCAGUUUACUCAAGCAGAGUUUGCAUCAAAUAAAUGCUAUUUUAUUUUU
Pleuronectes platessa (European plaice) is the source of this 3037-nucleotide messenger RNA. RefSeq names its product E4F transcription factor 1 (gene e4f1). The transcript is spliced from 14 exons. NCBI's taxonomy places the organism in Eukaryota, Metazoa, Chordata, Actinopteri, Pleuronectiformes, Pleuronectidae. The coding region runs from base 59 to 2371 and encodes 770 amino acids. The record is from RefSeq and is a predicted model, not a curated record.